Messenger RNA from Menidia menidia (Atlantic silverside), 14821 nucleotides. NCBI's taxonomy places the organism in Eukaryota, Metazoa, Chordata, Actinopteri, Atheriniformes, Atherinopsidae. The record is from the annotation of a GenBank genome assembly.
GAGGACUGACAUGAUAUUUACGUCCAAGGGAGACCUCACUGGGACGGGACAGGUAAUGCAUAGCAUACAUCCGCGGUGAUUGGUGUCAAGGAGUGGAAAAAAGGGUAUAGAUAAUGCACAGACAUGGUGCCUUGUCAAACCCAUGUGUUGUUGAAGUGGCAGGAGCACUUCAAUAGUUCCUGGGCUGCUGAAGACAGUGUUCACACGGCCAGGAGACAUGGUGCUGCUGUGCUCUACAACAAGCUCCUCUACAACAAGGAGGUGGUGACUCUGGCUCAGCCCGUCCAAGAGCUGGUCGGCCCACGGCUGCCAGACUUUGAGUGUGACUGCAGCGCCUCGGCGGAGAAGGAAGAGUACCUGUCAUCCCUGCUUCACAGCCAGCGAUGGCUUGCUCACCGCAUACUGACGCAAACCUCCUACACCCAGGCCCUCCACCACAGGCUGGUGGUUCUGCAGAGGGUCUACUACGCGCUUCACAGCAAAUGCCACGACAAAUUCCGUGUGCAGCUGCCCUCUCAGUCCACAGACAGCGGGGCUGAAAGCGGGCAAAAUGAGCUGGCCUCAGAGCCUUGCUUGCCAAGGGGAGCGUGCAAAAUAAAGUCAGGGACGGACGUUCUGAUAGAAAUGGGUGUGAGGACAGGCUUGAGUCUGCUGUUCUCUCUGCUGCAGCAGAACUGGCGCUACGCGGCCUCUGUGCACCCAGAGUCUGUCCUCUGCAAUGAUGUGCUUGCCACAGCAUCCUCCGUCCUGACUUCUCUGCCGCCCCUUUCUCUAGCAAAUGAGAACAAGAUCCCGUCAGUGGGUUUGGAUUGCUUGGUACAGGUAGCUGACUUCCUGAAGAAGACUUCGGUGAGCAGUGGGAGCGGCGGGGCGGACCCGACGGGUCGGAGGCUUGCGUUGGAGCUGCUCCUUGGCCUGGCUAUACAGAGAGGCUCUCUAAAAUUUCUGUUGGAAUGGGUGGAGGUGGCUUUGGCUGCUUCCAUGUCAUCAUCCCACUGUGUUCUGUCUUCCUCCUCCUCACUGGGCUCCCAGCAGUCAGCUGCUGUAGGCUUUGACGUCAUUCAGCAGACUCUUCUCCAAAUGAGGCAAUAUUCGGGUUUCCGUGGGGAUGCGGUCAACACUCAGGUGCUCACAAAGGAUGCUGAAGGACUCUGUCAACUCUCUCAGGCAGCUCUCUGCUUGUUUGAGGAGGUAUGCAACUUGGCAUCUUACUGCCUGUGCUCCUGCAGCACGGAUGCAGUGACUCCAGGUGCAGAGAGUGAAGCAGUUAUGGUGUAUGUGUGGGGCAGCAACAGCAGCCAUCAGCUGGCAGAGGGAACUCUGGAGAAAAUCCUGCUGCCAAAACUGACACAGGGCUUCAGUGAUGCCCAAAUGAUUGAGGCAGGCCAGUACUGUACCUUCUCAGUGUCUGCGGAUGGUUCAGUGAAAGCAUGUGGAAAAGGCAGCUAUGGCCGCUUGGGCUUGGGGGACUCCAACAACCAGUCCAUGCCCAAAAAACUUGUGCUAGAGCCACAUAGGAACAUGAAAAAAGUGUCCUCCUCCAAGGGCUCUGAUGGCCACACUUUGGCUAUCACUGUGGAGGGAGAGGUGUUUAGCUGGGGUGAUGGAGAAUAUGGGAAACUGGGUCACGGGAACAGUGCUACACAGAAAUACCCCAAAAUCAUACAAGGACCGCUCCUGGGAAAAGUUGUUGUUUGUGUGUCUGCUGGCUACAGACACAGCGCUGCUGUGACUAAUGACGGAGAACUUUACACUUGGGGAGAAGGGGACUUUGGCAGACUUGGGCACAGUGACAGCCAGAGUCGGAACGUGCCUACUCUAGUGAAGGAUAUUAGCGGUGUUGGGCAAGUGGCUUGCGGCAGCUCACACACUAUUGCUGUGGCGCAGGAUGGACGCACUGUGUGGUCCUUCGGGGGAGGAGACAAUGGCAAACUGGGUCAUGGCGACACCAAUCGUGUGUAUCGGCCCAAAGUCAUAGAGGCCCUGCAUGGAUUUAUCAUCAGGAAAGUGUGUGCUGGCAGUCAGUCAUCCCUCGCCCUCACCUCUGCAGGACAGGUGUUUGCAUGGGGCUGUGGUUCGUGUUUAGGAUGUGGCUCUUCUGAAACCACCUCGCUGAGGCCAAGGUUCAUAGAAGACCUGAGUAUCACAAAGGUUAUUGAUAUCUCAUGUGGGGACAGUCACUGUCUUGCUCUGUCUCAUGAGAAUGAAGUCUAUGCAUGGGGUAACAACACUAUGGGUCAGUGUGGACAAGGUCACACUUCAACUCCUGUUACCAAACCGAAGAAAGUGCUUGGCUUAGAGGGUGUCUCAAUCCAACAAAUCACUGCUGGCACCUCUCACAGUCUAGCAUGGACUGCAGUUCCAACAGACAGGCAACUAGUAGCAUGGCAUCGGCCCUUUUGUGUCGACUUGGAAGAGAGCACCUUCACCUACCUGCGCAACUUCCUAGAAAGUUACUGUGAUGGCAUUAGUACAGAUACACCCCCUGCUCCAUUUUUAUCAAAAAGGGACCACCAUCAUUUCCUUUUACUGUGCAUGAAGCUGCUGUCCAUCCACCUGUCCUUGGCCCACGCAGGGGGCACUGGUGCCAUGGUUCUGGGUGCUCAGGGCAGGCCCCUGAGAAAUCUGCUCUUCAGACUGAUAGACACUGACAUGCCAGACUCCAUACAACAAGCCGUUUUGAACACGCUGUCCAUCGGUGCAUCCCUCUUGCUACCCCCACUCAGGGAAAGAACAGAACUACUUCUCUCGCUCCUUCCUCAGGGUCCCCAAAGUUUAAAUGUUCUCUCCAAAGGACAGCGCCUGCAGUUGGACAUGGUCCUCAGCAGCCUUCAGGACCAGAGCCAUAUAGCCUCUCUACUAGGUUACAGCAAUUUUGGUGAGGUGACAGCACUGGGACCUCCUCUGACGCCUGCUGCGUCGGUCCGACCACCUUCCUCAUCGAGCUCUGUUGAGGCCUAUGACCCUUUGCAUUUAGCAGAGGUGCUGAUGAAAACCCUGCUGCUUAGCAUAGGCUUUUACACGGAGCAGCAGUUUGGAGAACUGGAGAAAAACAGUGAUAAACUGUCCAGUGACAGUCAGGGACAAACCGAUCCUCCCUCUUACUUCCACCACCUGCUGUCCGGACUCCACAAACAUCUGCUUGCCCACUGCUACAUUCAUUCCAUCCCUGAGGAUGACAGCAGCAUAGCUCUGCUUCGUGAGCAUCUUUACUUGCUACUUCCCUGUGCUGCUGAAACUCUCAGGAGAUCAUUUAAGCUGUUGAAGAGGAGCUUCCCAGACAAACAGAUUAUUAAAAAGCUGCAAAUGGUUUUGUACAAUUCGGUUGCGGGCAGCCUGCUGUGCCAGGUCAUGUACUCCUUGCUGCUGCUGCCCCUGGGUACAGUUCAACCACUACUGAGCCAUUUACUGUCCUUGUUGGAGCACCUCAAUGAUUUCAACAGUUUGCUGCCAGAGACAGUCCUGCUAGAGGAGCAAGAACUGGGAGUACAGCCUCAAAAGACCUGCUCGGAUAAAAGUGAAGAAAAUACAAGCCUUGGACAGCAGCCGCAGGAGGAGGAGUGCAGAUGGGUUUGGCUGUUGGACCUAGAGCGGUCUGUAGCGCUGGCAGUCGGCCGCUGCCUCGGUGGUAUGCUUCAAGGCCCGCCACCCUCACUCCAGGAGAAGACGUCAGAGAUCUGGCUAUCAAAUGUCCUCCUCAGGAAUGGUCUUGAGAUGGACUUUGAACAGCUGGAGACUAGUAUGACAUGGCUGACCGAGAUGGUGCUGCUUGGCAGCAGUGAUGCUAGGCUAGCAGAGCUAAGUGUGACUGAGGACACCAGGACUUUGCUGGAACUGGUGCUGGGAUCCAACCGCGGUCAUGCAGGUGUCAUAUGGUGGAAGAUGGAGGAGUUUGCUCAGAAUAAAGAAUGGGACAGUGGAGGCUCAUCAGUGGACUGUUUGCUGCAGAUUGUCUGUCGCUGCAGUCUGGCUGCCCUUCUCAAACACACUGGCCUACAGAAUGAGGCCCACUGGCAGGACAGACAUGAGACCAGUGAGAUGCUGUUAGAUGUCUAUGAAGCAGUUCAUAAAAUCAGAAGUGCUCUGUUAGCCCUCAAGAACUCUCCAAAGAUGUCACAGGUGCAAACAGCUCCAAAGCAGAAUCGUCAGUCUCCCCAAAGUCCAGAUGUAGACAGGCAGGAGUCAUGUGCCUCCGUGGAGCAGGUCAAAAAGGAUCAUGAGCAGCUGCCGGGUCAGUGUAACCGAGAGGUGCAGGUGCCUCCACCACCUACAGCAAACCACAACCAGGAAGAGGUCGCAGAGGAGGAUCAAUUUAGUAGUCGUGUGUACCUAUCAGAGGUCCUGGAAUCAUUCAUGGCCACACGGGAAGCCAUGCAAGUACAGCAGAAUGUGACAGUGUACGAGUCAUUCGGUACCUCCACCCUCCUAACCAGCAUGGAGAGCCCUGUUACCCCAGAGAAAGAACUAGAUCUCAAACAACAAAUGAAGAGUAACCGGGAGAGUGAGGAAAACCUGUCUUUUCCCGCUGCCUGUCAUCUGGUUGUGUCCCGAUGUCUCUUUCUGCUGCUGGGGGUCAGGCCUGCCUGGGUAGAGCCCAACGCAGAAGAAAAGAGUCCGACUGUGACUGGGGCUCGGAAAUCCUCAAAAGAAUAUUUUACAGUGUCAGUUGAUGGACGAAUACAGUUUGAGCAGUCAAAAAACUCUCCAGGAUCAUCCAAAGCUAAAAUGGGCUUACCUCUGUGUUCUUUGGGGAUAAUGAAAGAUGCUUGGGAUCGCUUGCGUCAAUGCAUCAGCCCUACUUCCCCCAUGUCCCACUGUGGCAACAACAGCAGUUUGGCAGUUCUUAAUCAGGUGUUUCACUUUAUAUGUGGAAGCCUGAACCAAUUGUCACCUUCUUCACCAACUCUGGCAGCUGGACAGAGCUACAGUCAGGCAGAUCCAAAGGCUAUUGCUUUUGCUAUACUGCAGCAGCAACAGCGGGCUGAGAUGCGUUUGGAGGCUUUGUGUCAGAUGUCAGCCUUCCUGUCUAAGAUGGAGGACAAGAAUGGUGGAUCCUCAGUUUCCCUUCAGUCUCCUGCUUUAUUGGAGUCUGUGCAGCUCCAGUUCCUCUCCGGGUGCUUUGCCUUGGGAACACAAAUCAUUGGCUCUGACUCUGGAGCUAAUUAUGAGACUCAGCAUUACAUGUAUGGCACUAAGGCAGCUUCUGUAGAGACACAAAGAGAGCUACAAUCUGUAGCCCAAACCUUCUACCAGCAAGUGGUGCGUGUCCUCAAACAGAGGGUUCAGUUGGAAAAAGAACAUCCAGGUUCCUGCCAGCACCUUCUCCUUGCCACAAUGUUUGCUCUGAACUUCUGUUACCAACCUGUGGAUCUAGUGCUGAUCAUCAAAUCUGGAAUCCUGGAAAUCCUCUCCACUCUGACCAAUAACAGCUGUGCAUUGAUGAACCAGGGCUGGUUUGCAGCCUCAACAACUGGACCGAUGUUACUUAGUGGGGCAGUCAGACUAGCUUGUGCCCGCCUUCUUCAGAUACUGACUGUAGCAGCGAGCUCCUGUGAGGAUUUGCUACCUUUGGAUGUUUCUCUUGCUUUAAUGGAAGUAAUGUGCGAUCAGUUGCAAAACAUCUUGCACAAAUUUCACCAACAACAGAUUGCAGAGAGAGAAACUGAGAAAGCGGAUCUGGAAACAAACAAAACAGAAAGCAGCAAUGUGGUUGAAUCCCAGCUGGCAGAUUUCCUGGUGUUUCUGAGGCGGGUAUUGUCAUUGAGAGUAAUGAAAAGACUUUCUACCUUUGUCAAGUGGAUUGAACCACUUAUGGCCAUCAUUUCACACAAGUGCUCUUCAGGAUCUCCAUGUUUCCAGAAUCUUCGGACUAAGCUUUUGGCCUUCCAUGUUUUAGAGCGAUUAUUACCUGCUUGUUCUGAGCCUGUUCAAAUUCAGCAGAUUGUUAAACACCUAUUUCAGCUAUUGUCUGUUUAUAUGUGGGAGAAGCCACUUGCUGAAAGAAACUACGAAGAGACAAAUGAAAAAGACAGAGUGAAUCCAUGCAACUAUGAUGAAUGUAUCCCCAUUGGAGAUUUUUCCUUUGAUCCACACAAGCUAGUUUGCUGCUCACUCGAGAGUGGAAACAUCCUCUCCCAUGGUUCAGGAGGAAAAGGCUUUGGCCUGGCAACCACAGCCAUUACCUCUGGCUGUUUCAUUUGGAAGUUCUACAUUGCCAAAGAGAACAGAGGAAACGAGGGCACGUGUAUUGGUGUCUCACGCUGGCCACUUAGAGAUCACAACCACCAUACAACCACGGAUAUGUGGUUGUAUCGUGCUUAUAGUGGCAACCUGUACCACGGAGGAGAACUGGUCCGGACCCUUCCCUCUUUUACUCAGGGUGACACUAUCACCUGCAUUCUUGACAUGGAGGCUCAUACAAUCUCAUUCGGCAAGAAUGACAAGGAGCCAAAGUUGGCAUUUGAAGGUGUGGUUGCCUCUGAACUGUAUCCCUGUGUCCUGUUCUACAGCAGUAAUCCUGGAGAGAAGGUUGCACUGCGGGACCUGCAAAUAAGAGGAAUGCCCAGUAAUCUCCUUCCUGGGGAGCCUCUAUGCAGCCCUCGAACAACCGUGCUGUUGGAGUCUACUAUUCAUCUCCUGCGCAGACUCCAUCAGUGUAACCAAUGGUCCUUGCACAUUAACCAGCACAUCCACACACACCUGGAGCUUAUCGGUCCUUUGCUGAGAGAGGAGGAUUUGGGAGGCAUUAAAGUCUCAGGUUUUGGUUUUACACAACAUGGAAAGGAAGACAAUAAGAGAGACCAAGACCUGGCAGCUGAAGACUCCAGGGAAUUUCAGGUCCAUUGUCCAUCCCUGUCAGAGCCAAAGCUGGCUGCUCUUUGCACUGAAGUGUGGCCGGUACUGGCCAUGAUUGGAGGUGUUGACAGUGGUCUGCGUGCUGGAGGGCUGUCCCGGCAUAAGCCCAGCGGGCGCCGGGCCGUUUUGCUCGGCGUCCUAAAAGAAGGAAGUUCUCUGGCCAAGCUUCAGUGGGAGGAGCCAGAUCUCUCUGUGAGCUCCAUGAAUUCUUGGUCACCCAGCGACACACCGAUCAUCUCACUGGAGCCCUGUGACAUAUCCUGCUGUGAUGUUACCCGCCUUGGAGGCCUCAAGCCAACGGUUUUGUUAGAUCUGAUAUACUUAAUGGGACUCCUGGAGGAACAGGGGUGGCUGGGAGCUCAUCCUCCCUCCAGAAGGAAAUACUCGGAGGAAAUUCUGAAAGAGGAUGAUACGGAGCAUGACUUGGAUGACAGUAUAUCAGAAGAUAGGAGAUGCCCAUCAGAAGAUGACCUGAAGAAGCAGAAGGGUGAGACACAUCCAUCCCUGCGGUCAUCAGUCAGCGAUACCACAAAGACUGCUGAUCCACAGGAAUUGGCUUCACAAACAUCCCAGAGCUCCAAAGUGGAUGCCUUCGCACUUGAACUGAGAGCAGUUAGGGUCUCAUAUCUUCUUAUUGGAGGCCUAAAAUCCCUGACUGUCAUUUUUAGCUGUGAUAAGCUAUCCGAUAUGCUCUUAGUGCCUAAAAAUGACACUACAAACUCCUCAGUAAGUUCCAUCUCCAGCCCUCCACCUGACCAGGCUAAAACCAGUAAGCAGUGGGAUGAAAGUGCUGAGCUGAGGUCAGUGCUGCAGUAUAUAGUGCAGAGUAUGGUGAAAUGGGCAGUCAGACCAUGUCCCAUCAAGCAGACUGUGUCCCUUGCUGAUUUGGAGCGAGCGCAAAUCAUGAUGUACAAAGGAGCCUUGAACCGACUGCAAGACAAAGAACGCAAAGAAUCCGGCAACAACCUCUCUUCUCAACCCAUCUCCAAGUCAUCCAGCUCAGUAUCUUUGUACAGUGCAGGCUCAGAGGGAACUGCAAUCUUUGGCCAAUCUAACAGAGCCUCUGCCUCAUCCUCUAACACUGAUUUGGCAUCAUCUCUGCCGACAAACCUGCAGACGGACGGUCUUGAAAAUUUCAACCCUUUUCUCCCCAUCAGUCUCCUCCAGCACAUGGUGCUAACUCGGUUCCCUACACUUACGGGCCUGGUUAGUGCUCCCCCCGUGCUGCACCCUUGCUUCAGCUUGGCCAGCUCUGCUUCUUGUGAUGCCUUCACAGAACAGCAGACUAGCUUCAUGGAACCUGGUCCCUGCAGCACACAGGCCAGAAGCAGCCUGGAAAGGACACAAAUGUUUGUCACCAGUCGCUUGCUAGAAAUGGGAUUCUCAAUGAGACAUAUCUACUGGGCCAUGGAGGCAGCAGAUGUAGCAGGUGACUUGGACUCUCAAACAAUUGAGGUGCUGGCCAGCUGGAUGCUAGAGCACCCCUUUACUGAGGACCAGCAUCCGCCUGAAUCACCAAGACCCGAGGCAGCUCCUGAGACUCCGUCACCCGAUGGUCCAGAAACAGUACAAUGUCCCGAACGUCCCACCUGCCAAACCAGUGAGAGCCUGUUGACAGGGCUUGACUGGAUAGAGAGGGAGAACUUCUUGGAUGUCCACCUCACCAGGAACAGACCUCCCCCAGCACGGCGGCAACGCUCAGGACCAACUCAGAGAACUUCAUUUCGAAGGGCAGACUUGCCAUCACCAAGUCCCCUCCCCCAGCUGUACCAGCAGCACACAACAGUUGGUGAUUGGCCAGAGCAAGUGGAGUUCCAUCCAUACUCUGCUGAGGAGGAAUCAGAGUUGGGAUACAUGGAUGACCCCUACCAUGAAGAAACAUACGAGGACCUGCUCACCCCUUCAUUCUUUAGUUUAGAAAGAGACACUCUACAGAUAGUGGAGAUUGGAGAAGAGCACAGUCAGAUGGUGAAAUGUGAGCUGUGCAACACCUUCACUCUGCAAUUUAACAAUCACAUAAAGCGACGACAUCCAGGUUGUGGGCAGAGUGCCGCUCGCAAGGGCUACGACAGUACUGGUGCUUACGUGGAUGUCUGGUUCAAAGGGGAGUGUGGCUCCAACUUUCCCUUCUACCUGCUGUGCAGCUCUUGCAGAGAAAAGUAUCUGGCUGCGAACAUAAGUGAUCCAAAUUCCAAAUAUGAAAGAAUUAAAGGUCUGACAUCAGAUUUAAUCGGGCAAAUGGACAGCACCUCAGAUGACGACUGGGAAAUGGGCCACCUGGAAGACUUUGAUUCAGACAAAUUGACAGGACUGGAAGAUUUUGGGCUCCUGCUCAGACCAUUGGGGCUGACUGAGAAGAAGCUGGUACCAGAUCCAAUUGUCUUUACUGAACCAGAUCCACUGGGAGCACUGGUUUACAGCUCAGGAUAUCCAGCAAGAAUUGCUGCUAAAGGCAAUACCCUGCUCGAACAGAAAACAUCUCUGAGCCUAGGGCAGCAGGCAGUGUCCCUGAGGGACUCGCAUGACAGACUAAAAGCCUUGCGAAGAGUCACAUCCACAGCACAGAUUCUUCUGGCUUACAGCAUGGUGAUGAGAGCGCUGUCUCAGACUGCCUCGAGUGCAUCAGUCUGCAGCCAGUCUAAUGGACUAGAGUCUCUGGGUCUGGCAGAUAUCCGCAUCCUGGUGCGUCUGAUGACUUUAGCGGCGGGGGGCAGAGCUCACACCUGUGUGGACAAUCAGUCAGGUGUGAAGGGACUGGCCACUGAACGCAACAGCUCUAUCUGCCUCAGCUUUCUUACCUCAGCCAUUGGUAGUGUGGUGUCCCACAGCCCCACUGCCUACAGGCAGCUUGUGGAGAUAUGCACCCAGGACCUAAUGGCAGCAGCUACCGGGGUGAACAUUGGAGCCAUUACUGAACCUCAGCAGAGAUCUCCUCUAACGAUUGCAACUCAGGGAGCCCAGCAGCAGCGGGACCACAAUGAUCAGACACCUCCAACAUUCCUGGUCACACAGAGGCUGGUGUCCCUGCUGACUGAAAAAAGCACUCAUUGUUACAGUUCAGACCGAGCUGAACAUGAAGCUAAUGAUGCCGGAAACCAAGGAGUGUCAUCCUCAUCUUUACCUCCCUCCCCCCUACCACAUCUGAGUGGCAGAGUGGGCCCUCUGGAGCUGGCAAACGCUUUGGCAGCAUGUGUCCUGUCUGCAAGGCUGAACAGUAAACACCGACAAUGGGCAGCUCAACAGCUGCUUCAAGCAUUAGCAGCCGCAGGGAGAGACGGUCCUAAUCGACCCCAAACAUACAGCGACUUGGCUGGUGACCUGCACAAAUGUUCUCUCAAGAGACUAGAAGGACAUUACAAUAAAGUGGCCAGCUGUUUCUGGAGCAGUGAGCAGAGUCUGCUGGCUACGUGCUCCCAGGACAAGGUGGUGCAACUGUGGACUAUCAGCCAAAACAGUGUGGAGUUACAGACCACCUUCUCCUGCAUUACCAGUAAGACAGACAGAUCAAGUACUGACAGACCUGGCAGAUGUCAGCAUACGUCUCCGGUGUACUGGAGUCCUGGUGGAAAUUUUUUGGCUGCCCCUGAGAACAAACACAUAAACAUCAUGAACAUAAAAGGAUCUCUCUGCCAUGUGGAGGCUCAGGGCUCCCGUAUCACAGCCAUUUGCUGGGCACAGAGCUUCAGCUUGUGGGUGCUGGAGCAGUCAGCGGCCAGCAAGAACAGACCUGCCGAAAGCCUGUUGGUAGGACGGCUGGAUGGGUCCCUCUGCAGGCUGCAGGUCACUAUGCAAGACACAGAGCUGCUUGUGAAGAGCACUGAACUAACCCACUGCCAAAGGAAAGAAGCCCCACAGUGCGUAGCCUGGCACACGGAGGACAAGCCUUUUGCAGCAGGCUAUCUAAGUGGGAAGAUCCUUCUGGCCUCAACUGACAGCUGUGAGAACUCACAACCUGUAGUGCUGUCCCUCUUCCAGGAUGGUGUAAAUUCCCUUAAGUGGGACCCCACUGGACACUUGCUGCUCUGUUUGGGGAGGUCAGAGAUUGUGAAGGUACUGGGCCGCUCUGAGGGCACCUGGGUGACCCUGCACACUCUUUUCCACACCAGCACUGUUAACGUUGCAGAAUGGUGCCCACUUGCUGGCAGAGUGCCUGAUCCCAGGCUCAUGAUGGCUGUAGGUUGUCAGAAUGGCUCUGUGCAUGUCUGGACAUUACCACAAGGGGGUACCAUUGUAUCUCUUCCAAAUACAUCAAACAGCUCCCAGUGCCGGGUUAAAACAACAGAGAUCAAGGAUGGUGCAAAGUGUGCAUUCGUUCUGCAUGGUCACAUUACAGCUGUCAGGUCCUUGUCGUUUUGCCCCAGUGGUCUGGCACUGGUUUCUGGAGGCAUAGGGGGACUGCUCAACAUCUGGUCUCUACAGGAUGGCUCCGUUUUACAGACUGUGACAGGACUGGGCUCAGUUGUUAGCACUAACUGGAUACCAAAUUUAGGUGUUGCUGCCUGCUUUGGGAGAUCAAAGGAUGUUUUAUUGAUUUGCUGCACUCCUGACUGGAUCAGCCAAAACCAUGUCUUGGCAUCCUGUCGGAUGGUUCUCCGGAGCCAGAACAUCUUGGGGCUAAAUAGGGCACCUUGUUUGACUGUCUUCUUGGAGAGGCUGCCCCUAUUACUGCAGGAUCAGUACAGCUAUGAGCGGACCCACGUAGCAGCUGGCGACCAGCUUGUCCACGGUGCCUUCCUGCAGAGUCUGGCAUCCUUGGCAGUUGGUUUGUCCUUAGACAGACACCUGUGCUUUUACCCACGGCCCCCUCACCACACCUAUCCCGAUGCUCAUUCCAGCGUGACGGAGUGGGCCUGGCUGCUCUCUUAUGCUACUACUGUCCGCAGUGCUGAGGCUAUUGCCAGUGGUACUUGCUUCCCCGAGUCCUUCAUUGUUUCAGAUUUUCAGGAGGAGCCGGAUGCUAACAUCACCAAGGCACUGGACAAUAGCAAGUGGAGUUUCAGUAUGGAUGAACAGCUGAUGUCCUGGGCCACCCACAGACCAGAGGACUGGCAACAAGGAGGCAAAACUGAAGUCUAUCUGUGGGGGAAUGGGCGCUAUGGACAGUUGGCAGGAAUGGGAACGAACCUCACAACACCUACACCUGCAGCCUCUUUAUUACAGACACAACAGGUUGUAUGUGGUCAGAACUGUACAUUUCUGCUCCAAUCCAAUGGGACCGUUUUGGCUGUUGGAGAAGGACAAUAUGGUCGACUGGGUCAAGGGAAUUCAGAUGAUCUCUACGUUCCCACCAUUAUCUCUGCAUUUCAAGGGUACGUGGUGACGCAGUUGGUGACGUCUUGCGGCUCAGAUGGACACUCUAUGGCCCUGACUGAAACCGGGGAGGUUUUCAGUUGGGGAGAUGGAGAUUUUGGAAAACUGGGCCACGGCAACAGUGAAAGACAAAGGAGACCAAAACAGAUAGAGGCCUUGCAAGGAGAGGAAGUUAUCCAGCUUUCCUGUGGAUUCCGACACUCCGGUGUAGUUACAGCGGAUGGCAAAUUGUUCACCUUCGGCAGUGGUGAAUCUGGGCGUUUAGGUCAAAGGUCAACAUCCAACAAGAUGCUGCCCGAAAGGGUGGCUGCAUUAGAGGGAUAUCAUGUAGGACAGGUGUCAUGUGGCCUCAACCACACAUUAGUGGUGUCUCUGGAUGGCAUGGUAGUGUGGGCAUUUGGAGAUGGGGAUUAUGGCAAAUUGGGAACAGGUUCCUCUACAGCCAAAUACUACCCUCAGAAAGUGGAGAACCUUUGCAACAAGGGAAUUAAGAAAGUCUGUUGUGGGACUCAGUUUUCUGUGGCCCUGGCUUGUGAUGGACACGUCUACACAUUUGGACAAGAGCGUCUGAUUGGUCUACCAGAUUCCAUGUUGAAAAAUAAAGCCACCCCCCAGGUGGUGCCGUCCCUGGAAGGAUUGUUCAUAGAGGAUAUUGCUGUUGGCUGUGAACAUGUUCUCGCUCUUUCCUCCACUGGAGAUGUUUACGCAUGGGGCUGCAACAGCGAGGGACAGCUUGGCCUUGGACACUCCAAUCCAGUGAAGGAGCCGAUACUCAUAACAGCCCUCCAGAGCAAACAGAUCAGACAGAUCUCUGCUGGCCGCUGCCACAGUGCAGCAUGGACAACUCCCUCUACUUCCCUGAAAACCUCAGGUGGCUCAGGACAGUUCCAGCUAGGCCUUCCCCAGUCAGUCCCUCCACAGUACAACACUCUGAAAGACUGCAGCCCUGAUGUCCUCGGCAUGCGCCUCAGGGUGCUCUACCACUUCUCUGAUCUCAUGUACAGAUCCUGGAGGCUGCUUGAUCUGGACUCAAAGAAUCCGAUGUCCACUUCACGCUAUAAUUCAGGAACAGCAGCCAUCAUCCGGGGUGAACUCCGAGGCCUUCUAUCACCCAAGGUCAACACUCUUCCUCUCGUGCGCUCCAUCAGCAGGACAAUGACCCAGGGUAAAACAUAUGGGCCACAGAUCACUGUCAAGCGGAUAUCCACAAGAGGGCGGUCGAGCAAGCCCAUCUUUGUGCAGAUUGCAAAGCAGGUAGUGAGCCUCAACCCUCUUGAGCUGCGACUACCAUCACGAGCCUGGAAGGUCAAGCUGGUGGGGGAGGGCGCUGACGAUGCCGGCGGAGUGUUCGAUGAUACCAUCACUGAGAUGUGCCAGGAGCUGCAGUCAGGUGUGGUGGAUCUUCUGAUUCAUACACCCAACAGCUUUGCAGAUGUGGGCAGCAACACUGACAGGUUCUUGCUCAAUCCAGCAGCACAGUCAGAAGAUCAUAUGGUCCAGUUUCGCUUCUUGGGGAUCCUUAUGGCUGUAGCCAUCCGAACUAAAAAGCCCCUUGAUUUACAUUUGGCUCCUUGGGUGUGGAAACAGCUUUGCUCUAUGCCUUUGGGAGGAUCUGACCUGGAGGAGGUAGACCUGCUCACACACCGCACCCUUCAAGGCAUCCUUCACUUGGAGAACAGCGGAAUCAACGAAGACAAUUUCUAUGUGAUGAUUCCUCUGGAUUCGUUUAUGGCCCACAGUGCAGAUGGAAGGCUGGUGCCUGUGGUACCUGGAGGCCAGAACAUUUCCCUGACUUUUUCCAACAGAACUGAUUAUGUAGAGAGAGCUCUGGACUACAGACUGCAUGAGAUGGAUUCACAGGUGGCUGCAGUCAGAGAGGGCAUGUCCACCAUCAUCCCCGUGCCCCUCCUCUCCCUGCUGACAGCUCAGCAGCUGGAGCAGCUCGUCUGUGGCUUGCCGGAGGUCUCUGUUGAGAUGCUGAAGAAGCUGGUGCGCUAUCGUGAUAUCACCGAGAGCCACCAGCUAAUUGGCUGGUUCUGGCAGAGCUUGGAGGAGUUCACCAACGAGGAGCGGGUGCUUUUCCUACGUUUCGUCUCUGGCAGGUCAAGGCUGCCUUCCAACCCAGCUGAUAUAACACAGAAGUUCCAAAUCAUUAAAGUGGACAGGCCAAUCAACGGACUCCCUACCGCGCAGACCUGCUUCUUCCUGCUUCGCUUGCCGCCGUACACAAGCCAGGCCGUCCUCGCCGAACGUCUCCGUUAUUCAAUUCACAACUGCCCCUCAAUCGACAUGGACAACUACAUGCUGACCCACAACACUGACCCAGCGGACAGCUCAGACACUGAGGACUAAAGCUGGAAACGAGAGGGUCAUGAAUGUAACUUCUCUGAUGCCAUGCACAUUGCACUGAACACAGAUUUUUACUUUAGGUUAGCGUUCUGUUUAUAGGUUGGUUGAUUUAAAGAUAAAUGUGGUUUUUAUUUUCCAGCUGUGCACGAUGUUGAAAUUAUUGCAGCAGUAUUAGCAGGAGACAGAAAAAUGAUUUUUAAAAUGAUAGGUGAGUAAGCCACAAUAAUGGACUCUAUGUGCCUGUUUGUUUGAAAAUAUAUAAUAAUUUAACGACAUCAAAUACUGUUGUCAUUGUAAAAUAAAGAGU